Thermothielavioides terrestris NRRL 8126 is the source of this 936-nucleotide messenger RNA. RefSeq lists its product as uncharacterized. The coding region runs from base 316 to 759 and encodes 147 amino acids. The record is from RefSeq and is a predicted model, not a curated record. NCBI's taxonomy places the organism in Eukaryota, Fungi, Ascomycota, Sordariomycetes, Sordariales, Chaetomiaceae. The transcript has a single exon.
UUAGUCUUGGCGGGACCUCUUUAACGUCUACCCGGCAAAAUGGCGAGAGGACUAGGCAAACCGAGGGGGUUCAAGGUUGAGUUGACCCACUGCGGGGGUAACUAAGGUACCUUACCCUGCAACCUAUGGUGACGUCACACUUCAUUCUGGGCAACAGCUCGUCCAGCAGUGAACUCAAGCUGCAUCCCGCCGAGAUUAAGUGUCUAACUGGGCGCCAAAUUGUGUCUUGAAACAAAAGAGUGAACAAUAGACAAUCUGGACCUCCACCCAAAAACUUUCCAAUUGACCAUCUUCGCCGGCUUCCUGUCAACCGCAAUGGCUUCUAUGCGGACAUCCGCACAAACCCUCCUCUUCCGGGCGCGAACACUGCGUCCCAGCGCCCCGGCGUCCUUAUCCAGUUCAUUGUAUCGCUCGAGGAGAUAUCAUGCAACCGGAGGUCUGGCUGCAUCCGACAAUUCGAGCAACACUAAGGACCGUGAGUCCCUCAAUCCUCGCCGCUCCGAGGGCACCAAGAGCGGCUACGACGACCAGUUGGCCGAAAAGACGGACGCAGCCUUCAACCCGAAGAAGACAGACCCGGCCGCCGCCAUGGAGUCAGCGGCGCAAGCAAGCAAUGGCAACCCGCUCGAUGCGAGCGGAGCGAACCAAGAAUUCUCGAAGUCAUCAAACCCGUCAGAGAAGUCGACAGACGACUCGGAUAAGAAGACGAGGAGCAAGGGGAGCAUUGGGAAGAAGCAUGGCAAGGUGGCGCCCAUGUGAGGGCAGCUAGUAACAAAACUGGGAUGUGGAAAAGGACGGUGCAGGAGUAGAGACCAACACUCCCAGUCUAGUUGCUGGGGGUCACAUACGAAGAUUGGUGAUCCAUGGUGGCCUGUUCGAGGGAAGAGGGGGGUCGCAUCUUCAAAUUCUGACGGCUUUUUUCAACCAUGAUUAUGC